UGUCUGCGCCCAUAGCCAUGUGUGCGUUUUAAUUUUAUCAGCUGUAAAGGCAGCAACGACACAACGAGAAGCAUUUUGAAGGAAAUAGAGAGUUGACAGCAGCCAAAGCAUCGAUAUUUCGCAGGUCAAAUUUCGAAGGUCAACACAGACGACAGGGCACACCCAGAACUGUUGGCAACCUUAAAUAACAAAGACUGAAAGAACUGGAACACUUACAGAAUGACUGAAAAAGACCCAACUGAAGCCUGCACGAAAACAAAAAAGAAAUCUAAGAAGCUGAUACUGAAGCAUCAAGGUGAUCUAGACCCAGGGACGGUUGACACAUCUUUGGUCAGUUCUGCUGAAACAGUUGACCUCAAAGAAGAGCCAAAAAAGAAGAAGAAGAAACAUAAAAAGGAAAGGAAAGAGACCGAUCUUGAAUUGAGUGUAUCGACAGUUAAUGAGGUGGAAUCAGAUACUCCCAAGAAAAAGAAAAAUAAAAAUAAAGAAAACAGUGUGGAAUGUGAUGACACUCAUGUUCCUGUACAUGUAACAGACAGUGCAGAAGUAGAAAAGAAACCGAAGAAAAAGAAAAAGAGGAAAAAUAUGGAAGAAGCGUCCAAUGUACCUUGCAUUGGGGAUGAUGUUAUUGUUGAAGAGUGCCAGAUAUUAAAGAAGAAGAAGAAAAAGAAGAAAGAAAAAGAAGCAAAAGAAGUUGAUGGAGCCCCUGAGACUGAGUCCAAGAUGAUUGAGAAUCAGGUUGUUAAAAGUAAGAAGAUUAAAAAGUCUGAUGAUGAAGGCAAUGUAGUUCAUGCCAUUGAAGAUAUACAUGACCAAGGUGUGACCCCAAGUUCUAAACGAAAGAAAAAGAAGAAAGAUAAAAGUGAGAGGGAGGUGGAAAGAUCUCCCCCAGCAUCUGAAAUUGCUGAAGAACUUUCUUCUAAGAAGAAGAAAAAAAAGAAGAAAAAGAAAGAUUCUGAAAAAGUAAAUAGUGGCACUGAAAAUGAUGUUGUGGCAGUUACUGAAGACUGUCACGUAAAGCCUAAGAAAAGAAAAUAUGAACAAGAAUCAGAUAAUUUUAAAGUUUUAGAGCAACAGACAGAUCCAAUUGAAUAUAGUAUGGGUAAAACCAAAAAGAAAAAGAAAAAUAGAGAUGCUUCUCAGGCAGACAAAGAAAGCUCAAAAGAACAUCUACAAAAUGAGAAUUUGACAGAUAAUGGUCAAAGUCAGAAUCAGAGAGAGGAAAGUCAUUCUAGCUUAAAUGGCAAGGAAAAAGCAGAUUCUGGAGAUGCUAGCCGGAGUGAAAAAUUAAUGCGUUUGUUGGGUGGCUUUAGAAAAGUCCAGGCAAAUGAAGAAGGGCAAAAUACCAACUCUGGAGUGGCGUCAGUUGGCCAAUGGAGUACAGCAAACUUGGGAUCUUCAGACCGUCAGCAGAAAUUCAUGCGAUUGCUGGGCGGUUUCAAAAAAGGGACCACUCCGACUAAAGAUGGCGCCAGUGGUGCAGGUGGACUUGGAGGUAGGAAGGCGUUUAACAAGGAGGAGGAAGAGAAAGUUAACAGUGCCCUGGAGUCUCAGUUUCAGAAAGCCAUGGAGAUGAAGCUGAAUACAACCAAAGGAAUUGGUUUGGGGUUUCAGGAGGCUCCAGGUGCAAAUAAAAUAUUUUAUAUCGACAAAUCCAAAAGCAAUUCUGUUAAGUUUGAGGACUCUGACUGAAGCCUCUUUUUUUUUUUCAUGUUUUUCCUUGUAGGAGUACUUAACAGAGAAAAUCAUGCCAUUUUUUUGUUACAGUGAAUGUGUUAACAGAGGAAUUGGGGAAAUACUUGGUAAUUAAUUGUCCCUCUUUUUUGUUCAAUGCUAUUUGGUAAAGAAGAUACUGUUUAGUACGAGACUAACACCACCUAACUGUGGUGAGGAAAUUUUGUACCAGUCCAAAAUUAUUAAAACAUUAAGAGAAAAUGGCUCACAUUAUUUUUGCCAGUUUUGGGCAUGAUUUAGUUAAUUUCACAGGCAGCCAUGUUAUUGGUGGUCAUGGAAAAAACAAAAGGACAACCCCUUUUCAUAAAAAUGCACUAAGAAGACAUUCUGUAGAAAAAUGAUGUUUAUUUAUAUCAUAAUAUUAAGAAUAAACUUUGAUCUACAUCUACUAGCACUUUCAAUACCACCUUUGAACUAAAGUGCUUGCAAACGAAGGGUAUCAAACAUAAGUGAUGCAACAAUACAUAAUGUAUUACGUGGCAAUAUAAUAUCAUACAAUUAAAACAAAAUGAGUAUUUUGA
Molecule: messenger RNA, 2255 nt
Organism: Lingula anatina
Lineage: Eukaryota; Metazoa; Brachiopoda; Lingulata; Lingulida; Lingulidae
Source: RefSeq, a predicted model, not a curated record